Messenger RNA from Chiroxiphia lanceolata (lance-tailed manakin), 2534 nucleotides. RefSeq names its product coagulation factor XIII B chain-like. The record is from RefSeq and is a predicted model, not a curated record. NCBI's taxonomy places the organism in Eukaryota, Metazoa, Chordata, Aves, Passeriformes, Pipridae. Bases 359 to 2074 code for a protein of 571 amino acids. The transcript is spliced from 13 exons.
UAGAAACUCUCGAUAGAGACAGUAAUGAAGAUGAGAUUUAAAAGCUGUUUUUUCAUCCUAGUCACGAUGUGUUCAGGCAAACUCUUUGCAGAAGCAAAGGAUACUCAUGCUUCUGGAUGAAAUAAAGAGUAAAAUAAAUGUGUCCUGCAUCAGUUUUGCCCAGUUCACAUUAGGAAGUUUCAAUCUACAGCUGAUAUUCCUGUGAACCUAAAGAACAAAAGCUGAUAAAACUGUAAUAUAUCUUAAUUUCAUCAAGUCUUAAAAGGCUCCUCAUUCUUGUAAACCUUGUGACUUGCCACACAUAGAAAAUGGGAAGAUUGCCCAGUACUAUUACAGUUUCAAAAGUUAUUAUUUCCCUAUGCAUAAAGACAAAAAGCUUUCCUAUUCCUGCAUGGUGGGUUAUACAACUGAAACUGGGACUCAAGAUGGAAGAAUAACUUGUACAGCAAAAGGAUGGUCUCCAGUGCCACGAUGCUACAGAAAAUGUAGCAAGCCUCUUUUGGAAAAUGGCUUUUUUUAUGGCACAGAAAUGUACUUCAAAAUCCAUGAGAAAUUGCAAUACAAAUGUAAUCCAGGCUAUCACACUCCAAGUGGUGGUACUGAAGAUACAGUACAGUGUCAACCAGAAGGAUGGUCCUUCCAGCCAAGCUGUACUGAAAAAUUUGAGUCAUGUCAAGUGCCCAAUUUACAUCACGGCAGCUACUUCACAGCCCAGAAGGAGCUUCGAGUGAACGAAACGCUGCUGUACCGGUGCGACGAGGGAUAUCGUACGGCGGGAGGGAGCGCUACAGAGGCAGCAGUGUGUCUGACAUAUGGGUGGGCCCUUACUCCAAACUGCACCAGAAUAACUUGCUCCUCUUUGAGUGCAGUAGCUCAUGGAGGUUUCUAUCCUGUGAAGAAAAUCUAUGAAGAGGGAGAUGUAGUUCACUUCUUCUGUGACAAACAUUAUUCUGUCACUGAAUUUGACUUAAUUCAAUGUUAUAAUUUCGGGUGGCAUCCAGACCCUCCUGUGUGUGAAGAUGUAAAAAAUAAAUGUCCUCCACCCCCACUUCCUCCUCAUGGGCAUAUCACCACAGUUAGAAGAACAUAUCAUAAUGGAGACAAAGUUCGCAUACAGUGCCAAAGGACCUUUGAAAUAAGAGGAUCUGAGGAAAUCCAGUGUGAAGAAGGAAAAUGGACACCACCCCCUAUUUGUAUUGGAGCUAUGGAUAAACAGGAGUCUGAGGCCCCACCAUCACUGAAGUCAGAUGCAGCAAUAAGGGCAAACAAAACACAUGGCAAUGAAGAAAUGAAAAUGCAGCAAGACUGUACCUCUCCACCUGUGAUUAAAAAUGGUGCUGUCCUUGGUCCAUUACUGGCAAGUUACAAAACUGGUUCCUCAGUAGAAUAUGGUUGUCAGCGUUACCACUUUUUGGAUGGCCCUAGAACUGUUUACUGUGAUCAAGGAAACUGGACAGAACAACCAAAUUGCUUAGAACCAUGCACUCUUAAUGUAACUGAUAUGGACAGCAACAACAUAGAGUUGAAAUGGAGACAGGAAGAGUUAAUUUUCCUACAUGGAGAUCUCAUAGAGUUUGAAUGUAAACAGGGAUAUAAUUUUCUCCACACUACCAUUCUGUCUCCUGGGAGGACACAGUGUGACCAUGGCAGACUGAAAUAUCCAAAAUGUGUUAUGCAAGCUCCUACAGAAAAAUGUGACUCUCCACCAUCUAUUGCAAAUGGAGCUCUUAUUCUCCCACCACUGACCCAGUAUGACAGUGGUUCCUCAGUUCAGUAUAGUUGCUCUAACUAUCAUUUUUUGGAAGGAUCUGAGAGAAUCUACUGUUCUAAAGGGCAGUGGACUUUGCCACCAGUUUGUAUAGAACCAUGUACUUUGUCAAAAAAUGAAAUGGAGAAAAAUAAUGUGCUGCUGCAAGGCUUCUAUGCAAAUCAGGUUUACUUUUACCACGGGGAUUAUGUUGGAUUUUACUGUAAACAGAACCAUUUUGGAGCAGAAUCCGGUACAACUUUAUUUCAAGUACAGUGUAAGAGAGGACAGCUGACAUAUCCGAGGUGUGUUGAAAGAGGAAAAUAAGUCUGGACUCCAGGAAAGGCUAUAGGAAAGGUAAGGAGACUCUAAAGGACAAGGUUUGAGGAACAAGAUAAACGAGAAAGUAUUAAAAAAAUUCUUUAAGGGAUCUAUAAGACCAUUUAAAACAUAAUAAUAUGCAAAUUUUACUGAGUUGUUAAAAUAUUAAGAGUGAUAAUUCAGAAUAUUAAAAUAUCCAAUCCAACUACUUCGUAUGAUUUCCUAUGACACUUAUAUAUGGGUAUCCUUAAGGCUCUGCCUGUGAACAUGUGUGAGUGAAGAUAUGAAGAAAAUUCAGGAAUGUGGACAAUGUUUGCCUUGCACCCAUUUUAGCUGGUUUUAAUAAAAUAGCCACUAUAAGGGUUUCUUCUGUAUUUUAUGUCUAAACUCCAUCUGUCUGUGAAAUCAGUGCAUGUAUGGUGUUCUGUAUGGGUUUCCAAGGUUUUUGCAAGUGUUACAUGAAUAA